AUGGUUAACAGGAGGGUGACCUGGUUCCUUGAAACCAACAAUGUUCUUAGAUACGAAGAAGCAGGUUUUAGGCCACAAAGAUUAACAAACCAACAAGUAGCCACUCUCUCCCAACAUAUCAACGAUGCCCUUGAUGCAAGAAAUACUCUUACGGCUCCAAUAAUGUUGUAUUGCUGUGAAAUAUUCAGCCAAUUCAACACCACUUACAAGAUGUUUAUUCAGCCAAAAAUGUUUUAUUGUUGUGAGCCACUCAUUACAGCCACAGAGGUGCUCUCAAACCCCUCGAGAAGGCACACAGCCACAGAGGUGACUCCCAAACCCCUCGAGAAGGCACAGAAAGCCACAGAGGUGACUCUCAAACCCCUCGAGAAGGCACACAAUCAAGCCAGAGACGGCCAAAACCAAGAGGUGACUCUCAAACCCCUCGAGAAGGCACACUACCAAGAAUUACGACUAAUUACUGGAGGGGUAAAAUCAACACCCCGAUGUAAUGCUCCUAGUUACAGGAAGCACCACAAUAUGUUGUUGCCAUGCUCCUAG
Molecule: messenger RNA, 540 nt
Organism: Rodentolepis nana
Lineage: Eukaryota; Metazoa; Platyhelminthes; Cestoda; Cyclophyllidea; Hymenolepididae
Source: the annotation of a GenBank genome assembly